Messenger RNA from Monodelphis domestica (gray short-tailed opossum), 3841 nucleotides. It is a transcript of the gene MUC1, whose product is annotated as mucin 1, cell surface associated. Lineage: Eukaryota; Metazoa; Chordata; Mammalia; Didelphimorphia; Didelphidae. The record is from RefSeq and is a predicted model, not a curated record.
UGUCACCUGCUCUGGCUCGGAGCCUCGGGCGGAGGACUGGUAUAAAGCAGCGGGCUCCAGAGCCUGGCCCAGCCUCUUGGGCAGAACCUGGCCCAGCCUGCUCACUGCUCUUCUCCGUUGGUUACCACCAUGACACCCGGCAUCCAACCCACCGUGGUCCUUGUAUUGUUCCUGGUACCUACAGCUAUCAUCCACAGCACCUCUGGCACUAAUAAUGGCUUAGACUCAAUGAUGGCAAAUUAUGAGAAAACAUCUGGCAAUAGAAACAAAAACAAUAUGAACCUCAGCAUCAGAACUCCAACUGUGGCCAGUUCUAUAUUUGCAUCUACUACUCACCAAAGUACCACAGUUACAUCUGAUACUUACCCAAGUACCACAUCUACAUCUACUAUUCAUCAAAGUACCACAGUUACAUCCUCUAUUCCCCCAACCACUCCAUCUACACACACUAUUUACCCAAGCACCAUAUCUAGACCCACUAGUAACCACAGCACCAUAUCUACACACACUAGUCACCACAGCACCCUAUCUAGACCCACUAGUAACCACAGCACCAUAUCUACACCCACUAAUCACCACAGCACUAUAUCUAGACCCACUAGUAACCACAGCACCAUAUCUACACCCACUAGUCACCACAGCACCAUAUCUAGACCCACUAGUAACCACAGCACCAUAUCUACACCCACUAGUCACCACAGCACCAUAUCUAGACCCACUAGUAACCACAGCACCAUAUCUAGACCCACUAGUAACCACAGCACCAUAUCUACACCCACUAGUCACCACAGCACCAUAUCUACACCCACUAGUAACCACAGCACCAUAUCUACACCCACUAGUCACCACAGCACCAUAUCUAGACCCACUAGUAACCACAGCACCAUAUCUAGACCCACUAGAAACCACAGCACCAUAUCUAGACCCACUAGAAACCACAGCACCAUAUCUACACCCACUAAUCACCACAGCACCAUAUCUAGACCCACUAGUAACCACAGCACCAUAUCUACACCCACUAGUCACCACAGCACCAUAUCUACACCCACUAGUCACCACAGCACCAUAUCUAGACCCACUAGUAACCACAGCACCAUAUCUAGACCCACUAGUAACCACAGCACCAUAUCUACACCCACUAGUCACCACAGCACCAUAUCUAGACCCACUAGUAACCACAGCACCAUAUCUAGACCCACUAGAAACCACAGCACCAUAUCUAGACCCACUAGAAACCACAGCACCAUAUCUACACCCACUAGUCACCACAGCACCAUAUCUAGACCCACUAGUAACCACAGCACCAUAUCUACACCCACUAAUCACCACAGCGCCAUAUCUAGAUCCACUAGUUACCACAGCACCAUAUCUGCACCCACUAAUCACCACAGCACCAUAUCUACACCCACUAAUCACCACAACACCAUAUCUAGACCCACUAGUUACCACAGCACCAUAUCUACACCCACAAGUCACCACAGCACCAUACCUAUACCUUCUAGACACCAAAGAAUCAUAUCUACACCCACUAAUCACCACAGCACCAUAUCUACACCCACUAAUCACCAGAGUACCAUAUCUACACCCACUAGUCACCACAGCACCAUACCUAUACCUGCUAGACACCAAAGAAUUAUAUCUACACCCACUAGUUACCACAGCACCAUAUCUACACCCACUAAUCACCACAGCACCAUAUCUAGAUCCACUAGUUACCAUAGCACCAUAUCUACACCCAUCAUUCACCAAAAAACCAUAUCCAUGCCCACUGGUCACCAUAGCACUAUAUCUAGACCCACUAGUUACCACAGCACCAUAUCUACACCCACUAGUUACCAUAGCACCAUAUCUACACCCACUAACCACCACAGCACCAUAUCUAGACCCAGUAGUUACCAUAGCACCAUAUCUACACCCAUCAUUCACCAAAAAACCAUAUCUAUACCCACUACUCACCACAGCACCAUAUCUACAUCUACUAGUCAUCACAGCACCUCAGUUAUACCCACUAGCCACCACAGCACUAUAUCUACUCCCAUUGCUCACCACAACAGUACAAUUAUAUCCACUAGCCACCACAGCACCAUAUCUACUCCCACUACUCACCACAGCACCACAGUCAUACCCACUAACCACCACAGCAACAUAUCUACUCCCACUACUCACCACAGCACCACAGUCAUACCCACUAGCCACCACAGCACCAUAUCUACUCCCACUACUCACCACAGCACCACAGUCAUACCCACUAACCACCACAGCACCAUGUCUACUCUCACUACUCACCACAGCACCACAGUCAUACCCACUACUCACCACAGCACCAUAUCUACUCCCACUACUCACCACAGCACCACAGCCAUACCCACUAACCACCACAGCACCAUAUCUACUCCCACUACUCACCACAGCACCACAGCCAUACCCACUAACCACCAUAGCACCAUAUCUACUCCCACUACUCACCACAGCACCACAGUCAUACCCACUAACCACCAUAGCACCAUAUCUACUCCCACUACUCACCACAGCACCACAGUCAUACCCACUAACCACCAUAGCACCAUAUCUAUUCCCACUACUCACAACAGCACCACAGUCAUACCCACUAACCACCAUAGCACCAUAUCUACUCCCACUACUCACCACAGCACCACAGUCAUACCCACUAACCACCAUAGCACCAUAUCUACUCCCACUACUCACCACAGCACUGCAGUUACAGCCCCUAAGCAUCACCCAGCAACAACUGGUAACCCCAAGAGUAUUUCUUCAACCAUUCACCAAAUAGCUACUUCUGGCCCCAACAAUAAUCACAGCUCCAUCUCACAAUCCAUUACUAUCAGCCAAAGCACCUCUCACCAUCCAGCUGUCGUCAUUGCUGAGAACUCCAUGUUCUUCCUCUCAUUCCGCAUCCUCUCCAAGAAUUUUAACUCUUCCCUGGAAAAUCCCAGCUCUCUCUACUAUCAAGAACUGAAGAAUUCUCUUAGUGAUCUGUUGCAGCAGAUCUACAAAAACAAGGCAUUUAUGACUUUUUACCUGCUCCAAUUCAGAAUGGGCUCUGUGGUUACAGACUGUAUCCUGGUCUUCCAAGAGGGCAGCAUCACAGCCAGUGAAGUACAGAACCUGUUUGCUGAAAAUCUGAAAAAAGGUUACAUAUACAACCUGAACAUUUCAUCAUCAGAUAUAAUUGUCCGUGAUUGGAAUUCUAAAACUUCAUCUACUGGAUCUUCUGUGCCUGGCUAUGGCAUAGCUUUGCUGGUGAUAGUCUGUAUCCUGCUCGCUCUGGCAAUUCUCCACCUUGCUGUCAUGGGGCUAUGUCAGUUCCGCCGGAAACAUUGUGGACAGCUGGACAUCUUCCCAUCCCAAGACUCUUACCAUCCCAUGAAUGAAUACCCCCUUUAUCAUACCCAUGGACGAUAUGUGCCCCCAGGCAACACCAAGCGCAGCCCCUAUGAAGAGAUCUCUCCAGGAAAUGGUGGCAACAGCCUCUCUUAUGUGAACCCGGUGGCCACUUCUGCUAACCUGUAGAGGAAUGGUGCCAGCUAUGUGCCGAGGGCCAAGUGCUGCCUGCCGGGGGCACUUCCCCCAUUUCUUGGUCUUUACCCCUCCCCCUCCUGGAAGGGAAAGCCGGGAGUCCGGAGUGGGUAGUGUCUUGAGGGCGAAGGCUCCUUGGACACAGUCCCUGUCACCCAUUUCCAGAUGAAGUUGUCAGAGACCACCCAUAUGCCCUGUCUGGAGGGGCAGUGACACUUUCUGGCAGAUGACAGAACCAGGGUGGUUUGGGGGAGGAGGGGGAGGAAUUUGCAUUUGACGGAAUAAAACUGGCAACCCCCACUAA